UAUUAUUCAUGUCCACUAACACUGCAGUCAUUGAACAGAUUAUGCCGUGAAAUCAACUACUUUUUUUUUUUUUUUUUAGCAUUUACGAUCGACGUUGCCACUGCAAACUGCUCCGUUACUUUCCUGCAGACAGUCAUCGCUCACUCUUGCUAGCUAGAAAGUGUUUCAAAGAAGAAGAAAAGAGCUGAGAAGUGACGCCUUGUGGAGGAAUCUGUAAAAAGAGAGAGAGAGAGAAAGUUGAAGGAGGAGGAGGGGGGCUUCUUCAGUACCGUAGCUUGCCUGUUACACUAGCUUACCGUCAACUUUAGCUGCAGAAGAAAAAAAAGGGCACCGUCAUCACAGGGAAAUGAAAGCCUGUGUGCCAUCAUGGAGGGACCGACUUUAAUGGUGUUGCCCAUGAAUGACAAAAACCGGCAGACUUCUUCAGAUCUAACCCCAGGCCAGCGACCUCUGAGUGGGUCACCAAGAACUGCAGAGGAAGAGAGAAGAUUUUUCUUUUUUGGUUGAACUGGCUACUCCUCACGUUGAUGUCAAUGUAGUUUAGCUGAUUGAUAUUACUGUGGCUACCUGAUAAAAGGGUAUACUUACUCAUAUUUUUUGACUGACAUAUUCAAGUGAGAAUCAAAAGCUGGUUUGAUCAGAGAUAAUCUUCUGGCUCGGCUUAUUCAUGCCCGUCAUGAGUGUACCUGCCCAGCAGAAAGCCAGCACUAAAAGAACAGGCAAACGCAUCACGUUUUUCAACGAGCAAAGCGUAGCAAUGAAGGAGACCUCUCAACAUCCUGAAGGAUCCUAUUACGUUCCAGGUGGUACUGCUUCAGACCCCGGACAGAGCGAGGCUGCGAGUACUGUGACUUCUAAUCCAGAGGGCCCUCACAUGUACCUCAACUCUGUCAUCUUCAGUCCUGAUAAGGGUGACCAAAACAGAGGUCAUUAUCAGCAGACAGUGCCUAUGAAGUGGACUCAUCAAGAGCCCAGUCAGCAGCAGCCAUCACUGUCCCAGCAGCAGAGAGCUGCCUCCUGGACCACAAUGACGAAUUGGGGACAGAACUUUGCUAAUUACAUCGGAGUUAAUGUAACGGACUCAAGGACCCAGACUGCAUUUGUGAAAUCGAUGCACGACACAUCUGGCUUACAGCCACAUCAACAGCCUCCUAACAGAGCUGCAGACAAGCAGCCACUGGGGCCCAACCCGACAGUGGAAGCCUACAGGGAUGCUCGGGGCCUGGACUGGGAGCAGCAGCAGCAGCAGCAGUCCCAGGCUUUUCAAGAGACGUUGAAACCUGGGGCACUGAACACCCAGCAGCACAGCGCAUCCCACCCUGGAGGGAGCUCAGUGUUGCAGCCCUUUCAGUUGGCUUUUGGUCAGCCCAAGCAGCACCUGCCAGCCUACUAUCAGACCUUCCACGGCAACAGGACAACCCUGCCUAACCCACCUAACUACUCAGCACAGGCCAAACCCCCACAACAGUUACAGCAGCUGCAGAAGCAGGAGCAAAUACAGCGCCAGCAACAGCAGCAACAUCACCUAAUUCAGCAACAAAUUCAACAACAGCACCAUCAAAUGCAGCAACAGCAACAACUCAUUCAGCGUCAACAACAUGUACAGAAGCAGCUACAACAGCAGCAGCAGCAGCAACUACAGCACGAGCAGCAGCAACAAAAGAUACAGCAACAGCAACAACAGCAGCAGCAAAUACAACAGCAGCAGCAGCAACAGCUCCAAAUUCAGCAGCAAAUGCAACAUCAGCAGUUGCAACAAAAAAACCCUCAUGUGCUUGACUAUUACCCCGCUGCACAAAAUGCACACCCUCACCCUCAUCCACAACCUGUGGUGGUACACUCCCAGGAGUCCUCCGCUCCAGCUCCCCCAAAGAUCCAGGAACCAAUCAUCCAGGACAUCACCCCAGAACCCCAGCAGCCUUCGGAUCCGCUGCAGCCCCCUCUCCAGUCUGAGCCCUUGUCUCAGUCGCAGCCCCAGACGACGCAGCUCCAGUCUCAGCAGCAGCUUCGCCGAUCGCGGCGGCUCUCCAAGGAAGGAGGGGCGCCGUCUGACAACCCUUUCCUUGCCUCUUCGGAUCAGCCCGCCCCGGCACUGCAGGGCUCCCAGAACGGGGCCCGGGACAUCCAGGCAGCCCCGACGGGUGUCAUCCAGAGCACGCGCAGGAAACGCAGGGUCUCCCAGGAGGUCAACCUGGAGACCCUUGCUCAGAAGGCCUCAGAAAUGGAGUCUUUACCAUCACAUGUUGUAAAGGAGCCCCACAGGCCGUGGAGUCCCACUGAAUCAGAGGGUCUGAACGCCAAGCGGUCUCGAGAUGAGAGCCUCCUUCCACUCGUCAUCCCCGUGUCUGUUCCAGUGCGGAGGCAGGAGCCCUCCUCUCCUGACAGGGAUGAAGCAGCCCUGGCUUCCAACUGGCCCCCCAGGCCUUCCAACCCCCAGGACCUCGGCCGUGCGGACCACAAGCCCUCGGUCAUCGUCACCCGGCGUCGCUCACUCAGGAACUCCUUGACGGAAAGCUCGGAUCAGAAUGGCGGCACAGAGGGGGAUAAAGACGACGACGGCAAAAAGUCCAAACGGCGUCCCAGGCCCGAGCCUCUCUUCAUCCCGCCGCCUAAACCGGGCUUAUUCAUCGCCCCUCCAGUCUACUCCAGCAUUACGCCCUACCAGAGCCACCUACGGUCCCCUGUUCGCCUCGCCGACAACCCCCUCUCCAUGCCACCCUACACGCCCCCGCCGAUCCUCAGCCCCGUUCGUGAAGGCUCUGGCCUCUACUUCUCCACGUUUCUUUCUUCUGCAGCCGCUGCAGCCAGCGGUCAGGGUCUGCCGCCUCCUGCGACGCCCAAAUCAGCCACACGCAGCCUGUUGCGCUCGAACAGCUGCGACAUAACACCACCGGUCCUCUCUGCUAUGAGCGAGGCCACUCCGGUCAGCAUCGAGCCACGGAUAAAUAUCGGGUCACGGUACCAGGCGGAGGUGCCAGAGCUGAGGCAGCGGUCCGCUGUUGAGCUGGAUCAGCAUCGAGCGGAUCUGGUCUGGGUUCCACUGAACGAAAUGGAGGAAAAACCCGACUUCCACAAAAAAGUGGAAGACCUCAUGCACCUGGCCUGCUCCAGUGUUUUGUGUGGAGGCGGCACCAACCAGGAGUUAGCCCACCAUUGUCUUUACGAGUGCAAAGGGGACAUAAUGGCCGCUCUGUCUCUCCUGAUGCUGAUGAACCCAAUUUUCCCCAAGUCUCAUUAUCUGUCGAACUACCACUACUCAGGAUCAGACAGCUGGACAGCAGCUGAGCGACGCCAAUUCAACAAAGGCAUCUCCACAUACAAGAAAGACUUCUUUAUGGUGCAGAAACAGGUCACCACUAAGACCGUGGCGCAGUGUGUGGAGUUUUACUACACGUACAAGAAACAUGUCAAGAUCGGCCGCAACGGGACGCUGAUCUACGGCACGGCCGAGCCUCUCGACAGCAAGACAACUGAGGAGGAGACGGACCAUAAGGGCUCUCACAGACUGGAGCCACAGAGGGAGGAGGACAGCAGGAAGUGGGAAGGGUCAGCUGACAGGAAACAGGAUGUCGGCUCCAACAGAGUGACACACACGCUGCAGUCCUCUGAGAAUCCUGCGUCCGUCCUGAUCAUUAAAGGCCAGGAGGACGUCGGGAAGGACCAGUCUCUGUCCCGGGUCAUCCACCCGCCUCAUCCACCCCCUCCCACCUCCAAACCACACUACGAUGGCAACACACGCCGGACCAGCCCUUCGACAGGCAACAAAGGCUCAGCUGCCCAGGAGGGAGAGUUCCCCUGCAAGAAAUGUGGCAGGGUUUUCUACAAAGUGAAGAGCCGCAGCGCCCACAUGAAGAGCCACGCCGAGCAGGAGAAGAAGGCCGCCGCGCUGCGUCAGAAGGAGGCCGAGGAGCGGGCGGCAGCAGAAGCGGCCGCCGAAGCCGCCGCCGUCCUGGCAGCGCGGCAGCAUAACGGGACACGGCAGGUGGGCGGGGACAGCACCAACGACGACUCGUCAGGUGGAGAGGACGAGGACGACGAGGACUGGCAGUAACCCCGCCUACGCAGCCCGUAGCGCGGCUUUUUUUUCUACUUUCCGUACAGCGGAAGGAGGAACGUUUUUAAAAAAGAAGAAGAAAAAAAAACCUUCCUGUGAACUUUUCUGUAUAUUUUGUGGAACAAGAAGACUUCCCUCGCUUGGCACAUUCAGGGACAGGUUUACUGGUGUAUGUGUUUUUGAGUGUGAGUGUGUGGACUGGCUGAGUGUGUGUGUGUGUGUGUGUGUGUGUGGGCGUGCGUUUGUGCGUGCUUUCCAAAACACCCCUUUACUCUGCUUAAAAAGCUUUUCAAGAGUUACCUCUCUUGGUCACAGGGCUCGGUCAAAUCAAAGCCAUGGCGCCUCUCUCUCGGUGGCGUUGUCCCGCUCUCCAUGCCAGGCCGCGGCCUUCCUCAGCACUUUCAGAGUCACGCCCUGCUUCGUUCGACAGGUGUGGAACUUUAAAUUUUUUUAAUUUUUUGGACCCUUUUUCUCUCUCUAUCUCGAUGAGCCACAGCUUGCCCUCGCUUAAAGCUGCAUCCCAGGCCGACGUUUUGGGGCGACAUGAACACUGUAAUGUCGAUCUGAAAGCCGGGAGAGGUGCGGCGAGGCAAGGCGAACAAAACCGAGGGGUCGUGCCGUUCAAGUCUCUCCGCUCUGGAUGACGUGCAAAACUGUUGCCUCUCAUUUAGCCGCUCUUCUGCACUCUGCCGAAAAGCUUUCUCAGACGCAUGAUGUGCACCGAAAAUGGGUUCCCUCCCUCUCUCUCUCUGUGAGCAUUGUUCAUACGGGCUUUAGUUCUGUGAAUCCCCCCUCUGCCCCUCAACCUCAAACCUUCCUCCUUCAGCCCUCGUCACUUUUUAUAGUUCCCAGUUUGUUCCUCACUGUUGAUGCCUUGGAUGUUUUGAUGCUUUUUAUCUUGAAAUGACAAUCAAUUUUACACUGUUGGUGUUGUUUUUUGUUUUGUUUUUUAUAAAUAUAUAUAUACAGGUAAACGUUACUCUUUCUGCCUGUGUAGCUCUAUAUGGUUAUUGUUGUUUUUGUGAAUAUUCUUGUUGAUGAUUAUUAUUAUUAAUAUUAUUAUUAUUAUUAUUAAUAUUAUUAUAUCCAAGUUUUGGCUGCAAUUUAAUUGAGCGCUUUUUUCCGUACUUGUCUUUAUCUGUUUUGUUAUGUUUCUUUUUUUUCUUUUUCUUUUUUAAUUUAAACAAAAAACAAAAAUAAUGCUACUCGCUGCCUGUUUAUAACUGUGAGAUUUUUAUGGAAGCCAGAAAUGAAGAAAAGGCAGAAAUGUAUGUGCAAUAGAACAAAUUGACCCCCAUGUUACCAGAGCUUCUGAGCCCUGCCCCCUCUCUCCCCCUUUCCCCUUCUCCCUCUCUGUGCCACGCUCAUGACCGGCUGCUCUGGAUGCCUCGCUGUCAACCCUGUAACUGAUAGCAGGUACUGACUCGUACUGUUCAAACCGCAGGUCGCUAUAGAUACACAUGACGAAGCGGGAAUGACAACAAACAGCACAAACAAAUUCAUAAACACAUUUUUAUUUUUAUUUGGAACCAGACAUUAACAUCUAGAAAAUGUUCACUAUAUACCGACGAGUUCACACAGACUGUUAAUAAUUGCUUAUUUUUUGUCAGUAAAUUAUUUAAAGACAUUAAGAGACACUGAGAUAUUUCCUCUAAACCAUAUUAAUGAUGAUUUAUGAAGAUUUUGAGCUAAAAUGAGACUUUUCCUCACUUUUUUUAGAAAUUCAAACUGCAUAUCAAACAUCUUUUCUACCUUUUAGCAGCUCAGCCAGAGUUUACACUUUCCACAGACUGCUGAUGAUUGUAAACAUUCUUGUCAGUAAAUGAUUUACUAACAGGCAUCAAGAGACGCUGAAACAUUGUUCGCUUAGUAAACAUACUCGGUGCAGAUGUUUGAAUGCUGAUAUGAGACCACAUAUCAACAUCUAUGACACAUUUUCUACCUUUGCAAUUCAGCAAUUCAGAGUUUUACUUUUUAUGCUUUUUCACUGAGUGUUAAUGAUAGUAAAUAAUCCACUGACGAAAUUUAACCAACAGGUAUUAAAAGAGAAAAGAAGCAUUAUUAGCUGUAAGCCACAAUUGAUUGAGAAGUUUUUGUCAGUCCAAGAUUUAUAUUUUCAGACUGAAGUCACUAAGUUGUUGUGACACUAACACGCUUCGUUGAAACCUUGAGUUAUGUGGGUCAGCAGUUACUGAAGUGCACCGUGACACAGCUCAUGUAUGCAAAGGGUGAACAAUUUCAUGCAAAAAAUAGUCAAAUUUACAUGUAGGUUUCAAAUACAUCGUGGUGGUUAGGAAGGUAGUUCUUAAUAUCCGAGGUGGACAGAACUACCUGGAUGUUAUUAAAGACCAAUAUUGGCUCAUUAGUUUUCUGUUUAACUUCAACAUGUGUAUCUAUGGUCGCCUUUUUUUCUGUUUACCAUGUCGCUGAUAGGAGGCACUGAAUCGGACUGUGUAAACGGCAUGUUAUGAUGUGUCUAUCUCUACAUAUCUCUACGUUAAGCCCUUCAGCCCCCUCGGGGAGCCAGCUUCUGUUGCCGUAGCAACAAAUGGGUUAAAAGGUUAUUUUCCUUCCAAGGACUAACCAUAGUGUAAGGGUGGUAGGAGGGUUUGGGAGGGGGAAAGAAGUGGAUCCUAUUACCAGUUACUCCACAAGUUAAACUCGGGUCUAUGCACAGACUGUUUGUGUGUGUACGUGUGUGUGUGUGUGUGUGUGUGUGUGUGUAUACGUGUGUGUGAGGAGAUAUGCUGGUAAAAGUAUGUAUGUGUGUGUAUGUGCGCGAGAGUGCUUUGAGGUCAAGUGUUUAAAUGUACGCCAGUCAAUGGAAAAAAAAAAGGUUUUGCAGACUGUUCACAUGUUUGGUAUGUUAAUUUAUAUUUCCUUUUUAUUUGGGCUUGUCUUGAGGUUCUGGCGUGGGUGGGGUGGAGGGAUGGGAGGGGGGAUGUUGUUUCACGGAAAGUUUUAAAACCGUUCGACAUAAACAACAGAAAUUAUGGAUGAAACUGAGGCCCACGACACAAACACACAGCUGUAACAACCUUUCCUUACUUCAUCCAGUCAAUUUAAGGGAAAUUUUAAGGGGACAAAUGGUUUAUUUAGCUAAAAGAUUAGAAAAUAUAUAUGAAUGAAAUUCUAUGUUUGCAUACUUUCUAUGCUAUUUUCAUAUGGGGUUCACACUAAUGAUGAAAAACAGAAAGGAAUCUCAAAGUGCUUUUUACUACAGUGUAACUUAUUUGUUUCAAUUUGAUUUUUACCACCUGUGUUUUUAGUAAUGAUUUAUGAAGCACUGUAUAUUAAAGUUUUAAAAUAUUAA
Molecule: messenger RNA, 7367 nt
Organism: Scomber scombrus (Atlantic mackerel)
Lineage: Eukaryota; Metazoa; Chordata; Actinopteri; Scombriformes; Scombridae
Gene: mideasb
Product: mitotic deacetylase associated SANT domain protein b
Exons: 13
Coding region: 668-4051 (1127 amino acids)
Biological process (GO): negative regulation of DNA-templated transcription; regulation of transcription by RNA polymerase II
Cellular component (GO): transcription regulator complex; histone deacetylase complex
Molecular function (GO): transcription corepressor activity
Source: RefSeq, a predicted model, not a curated record